Durusdinium trenchii is the source of this 741-nucleotide messenger RNA. Lineage: Eukaryota; Dinophyceae; Suessiales; Symbiodiniaceae. The record is from the annotation of a GenBank genome assembly.
AUGUUGUUGCUUCUUGCUACGGUUUUUGCCAUGGGCCUUGGCAGAAGCCUUGAUUACCACGACCUUCAACUGGUGCCUGACAAUAUGUCUCAGCUUGUGUUUACCAGCACCAAUUACGGUGAAGUGGACUUUGACUGCGAUGGAGCCCCUUCGGUGACGUCUGCGGCACAGUGCUUCGGACCACCUUGGGGAAAUUGUCCAAAGGGAACUAGAUGCUUCAUGAAAGACAGUGCCACCACAGGGGAGAUUUAUGCCGCAUGCUGCUGCAAUAUGACAACAACUCCUGUUCUCAUGGUCGAGCAACAGCAUUGGUCGUGCUUUGCAAAGUCCGUGAAACCGCCUGGGCAGCAAUUGGCGCCAUUCUGUCAAAUCAAGUGCUGUGAGAGGCCUUUCACUGCCCGCGCCUGCUACGGUGGGCCACCCAUUUGUUGCAACCCCGAGGAGGUCUGCGGAAUUACGCUCGAGAGCCAGCCUUGCUGUGCGGCAUAUCAUAAAGAGGUUGGGGCCAAUUGUUGCAGAGAGCAGGGCAGCACUUGCUGGGACAGCCCCACGCCAUGGCUAGUGGUUCCGUUUCUCAAGGGAAAGCCCUGCUGCGUGGAGGAUCGACCAGAGGUGCUUUGCGUCUCAGAGCAGAGUUGCAACGCAGAGUUGCAACCAGGGCUUUGGCACGGCACUGGGCGGGUGCAUCGCUCUAGUCCUGCUUGCUGCUGCACUGCAAACUUCGUUCUACUUGAACAUUAG